AUGUUAAUAACUAUUUAUGCAAUUGUUAAUCGACAAAGUGAUGCUUGGCAAAAUCUUGUGUGCAUCUAUGAUAUUCUACGAUCUGAUCUCAAAGCAGCAAUUAAUGAAAUUUGGUUAUGCUUAAAUUCUGUUAUUAUAUCCCUUUCAAAAGUUAUAACUGUUACAAAAAUUAUAGAAUUGCUAAUAAUCAGAUUUAUUAUGGUAUUAAUACCUGAUGUUCUACAAUUCAUAUUAAAAACUUUGAACAAACUUGGUAAAAUUCAAUUUGAUUUAGUUACGUGUAAUUUUUAUAAUGUUACAAUGAAGUAA
Messenger RNA from Adineta steineri, 309 nucleotides. NCBI's taxonomy places the organism in Eukaryota, Metazoa, Rotifera, Eurotatoria, Adinetida, Adinetidae. The record is from the annotation of a GenBank genome assembly.